Pocillopora damicornis (cauliflower coral) is the source of this 2848-nucleotide messenger RNA. RefSeq lists its product as uncharacterized. The record is from RefSeq and is a predicted model, not a curated record. NCBI's taxonomy places the organism in Eukaryota, Metazoa, Cnidaria, Anthozoa, Scleractinia, Pocilloporidae.
AUUUAUAGUUGAACAAGACCAUACGUCGAAGUGUAAGGGGGAAAAAUUAACUUUAUGAGAGGAAAUGUGACACGUCAAGCGACUAAGGAAACGUCACAUUGAGUUUUCUGACGUCGACAAGAAAAAAAGUUGAACCUUUUUACGAUCAGAUUAAUUUCAAGAUUUCAAGCAAACGGUGUUCAUUAGUGAAGAAAGAUGAAACUAUUCAAUAUUACGAAAAUCGUGAUUAUUGCGACCUCCUUUAUUACCAUUAUAAAAUCAACGGAGCUCGAUAUCACCAGGGUAAGACCAAAAGGAAGGAAUGGAUGGACGCAAGGCAGAGAUUUCUUUAAAAUUCAACCAUCCUUGUCUACUCAGUACGGUGGGAACAACACGACUGUGAAUUGUGCAAAAUUCAAUGCUGACGAGAUUAGUCAUGGUGGCGACCAAUUUACUUGUUCAUGCUCCAACGAGAAUGGCACAUUAAUACUCGAAAACGAUGAGUGGAGAUGCCGACAAAAUUCUCACGUUCGUAAACUGCUAGGAUACACACGACAGAAUACCGUCCAUUUCGAGAACGAGGGCCAUGAGGAUGCAUUACGCAUGCUCACGAAUAGUGAGUUCAGAAGAGUGAAAGUGUGGUGGUUUUGGUUUAAUUGCGGUGUGGACAAAUAUAAAUCUUGGUAUAUUGCAUGCAACGGUUCUGAGAUUCCAUUAAUGGGUGAUCUGCAGCUGUUUACCAUAGAGAGAAGAUACCAUCACAAUUUUCCUUAUUUUCUGAAGGUGAACAGUGGCUCAUCGAAUGCUGAUUUAUUGAACGGAAGAAUUAUCAAGCUUGGUAUUCAGUGCACUGAUAAUGCAAAAAAUCCCCUGAGCACAUUAAUGCUGCUGUUUAAGUACGAGGGCAAAGUGAAUUGUUCGUUAUCAACACCAACCUCUCAACCUAUGGUCUCAACCAAGUCUCUGCGAAACAUUUUCACUUCAAAAACAGCGGCUACAAAAACAACGUCAACAGCAAAGGCUAAAACUUUGAAAACGAAUACUAAAGCAACCACAACAUCAAAGUCAACAGUAACUACAACAGCAACACCUAAAAAGGACACGAAAGCUAUACUAAAGGCUACUGUCUAUCCAAAUCCUAGCCGUGAGCAGAGAAUCGAUAAAAUUUCAUCAUCCAUUACCCUCAUCGCCGGUCUUAGUUCUUUAAUUUUGGUUAUUGUCUUCGUUAUCGUCAUAUUGGUUUACCGGCGUUUCUAUUCAGGCAUGAACCUCUGCGCGAAAAGUGAAACCGUCGAAAACAAGGAAACAGCUGUAGAGAACGGUGAGACAAGCUCAGCGUACGAGCCGGAAAUUGAUGAUGAAAACGUUUACAAAGAACUCGAGUUGAGAGAGCCAGCAGUCUAUCAAAUGCUAAUUCAGUGCAGAGCUGCACAACCAGCUGCCGAUGGUGAUUUUCGUGAAAACCACGUAUACGAAUCUGUAGACAUUGUAAAGGAGCGAAACUUUUAUGGACCUAAGAGCAACCAGAAAACAGCCCAUAAUGCCUCAGGAGCUUCAUAUUAUUACGAUGCAACUGAUAUCAAGAGUUGGCCACAUGGUCCCUUUCGAAUAGACUAUUGCGACUAUAGUGUCAGGGAGGUGCAAUCCUCAGUCCCUUUCCAGGGAUCUGUCGAGGGACCUGAUGAUUAUCUUCAACCAGUGGACGAUGUGUCGGUGAAACCUUACUCAGAAGUUGCUAUAGGAAAUGUCAACUAUGGUUUUAUGUCAACGAAAGGGACAGUUGAUAACGAAUUAGAGGGAUCUGCCAAACUUCACGGUGUGCAAUCUGUGUACAACGUGUUAGAAGAACCGUAUGCUGAAAGCGCAGAAGAACGAAGUUAUUAUGGUCCUUUGUCUUUAGCUAUAGAUGAGCCCAUUUACAGCACUGUGGAAGAAUCUCAGCUUUAUGAUAUUCAAGUGAAAGAUAAUUCCGAAGGUACAUACGAGCCAAUCUACACUACUAUUGAAGAAGAGUCUCGUGAAGGGAACAUAAACAACACACAAUAAAUAUGGUUGUUCACAUAUAGUAUUUAUAAUAAAUUAUAUUUUGACGAGUAAUGAAUAUGCAUCAACAAGUUAAAAUGGGGGAAGAUAUUAGAGGGUUCGUUGCUCCCAAGCAUGGUUUCGUUCUAAGGUGUCUUUGAUUAGUGAGGAGAGGGACCCAGGAAUUGGGUGGGCAGCUUGUAAUUCAGAUGAUAGUAGUGCAUAACAAUUAUCUGGAAGGCCUUUUUGAAUGCCGAGUGCAACCUACUAAAAUUUACGGAUAUUACACUUUACCACUGAGAAUCAAUUACCCACAAACAUAUUUGGCAGUGGAAAUGAGCCUAUUAAUGGACACCAGAAGACGUCUUUCUUGUCUACUAAUUGAGCUGUCUGUGGUCGGAAGCUGAAAUACAUCUACCGUGUAGAGAGUUAUGACCAUUAUUCCAUAAUGCAAGAAUCAAUGAUAAAUGGCGAGGUUUCCUUAGUGGAACCAGUACUUUGACAAUGUUAAUAAUGAAAAAACAGAUGAAUAAAUGUGCAAAUCAUAAUUAUGCGCUAGCUUGAUGGAGACAGCAUUAAAUCAUAUGAGAACUCCAUCCUUCAAUUUAAAUAUAAUUAAUGGCUUAAACGACGUUCAAGUCGUAGUUUGGAGGAAAACAAUUUAAAUCAAUUAACCAAACUAGACGAAUUUGUUUUGUCUAUCAGACUCUGGAGGUCAGUUAGUGAAUGUACGCAAAAUUACUAUACCGCAGCUAAUUUUAAUGGCUGUAUGUUGAUUUAGCCUUGCCUUCAGCUAAAAACAUGAAAUACGGUGUUUUAAGUAAUAAGAGCGACUAACCUAAAUGAU